GCCUCGGCCAUAGCGGGCAAGUUUAGUGAGAUCGUGAAGAUGGAUGUGGUUAUGUUUGUGUUUAUAGCUGUAGUCGUGUUGGGCGCGGUGCGGGCCCAGCUCGGCGGAAAUAUGCUCAAUGGCGGGUGGGGUGGUAACGGAUUAGGCAGAAUCGGAAACACCGCUGGAUCAUUUGGAUUAGGCAGAAUCGGAAACACCGCUGGAUCAUUCGGAUUAGGCGGAAUCGGAAACACCGCUGGAGCAUUCUGGGGUGGCAACACCCGAGGACUCGGCGUGAGAAACCAGAAUACCCCUCAAUACAUCACGUGUAUUGGCAAGAACACCGCUGGAGAUCAGAUGAGAGUCACAAUCCAAGACGGGCAGCAAAAUCAGCGACAAAACUUCUUCAACCCCUGGAACCAGAACCAGAACCAGCAAAUCAAGUUAGAGGCCCGCAUCAUGAUCAGUCCCAACUCGCAGACGAGCGGCCAGUUCCAGAUGGUGAUCACAGAAAACAGCCGAGUAGAGGACGGCUGCCUCGGCCAGUACCUCGGCAGAAUCAUCGAUAACCGACCGUGGUGGAUCAGUACACCCAAUCAGGAAACUGGUGUCAUUGGCCGCCCAUUUUUCCUAUCACCUGGUCACGUGGCCAGCACCUCAGAAAUCGUUGAAGGAUUCAACAGCAUCUUUGACGCCAAUGGUCGCGGUAUUGCUCUGUGUCCAGCCACGAGCAUCAGGAACGGGAUGUGUGUGGACGACCCCGGCGCCAUGAUACCCAUGUGCUGUAAAGCCGGUCUCGACCGGAUCCCGGCCACGACCCCAAUCCCGCAACAACAGCAGACGCAGUUCGGACAGUCCACGGGCUUCAGCAACAUCAACACCAUGGGCACAAUGAUGCCGACGGCCGGGACUGGUCUCCCGACAAACCCAGCGACACUCACCGGACAGACCGGGGGCGGGGACCUGAGCAGUCUAUUUGGCACCGGAAGACGAUAAAUAUCAGCUUCUUAACUUCCGGUAGACUUCAUUCAGAUGUAUUUUGUAUAAAACAUUGAAUCCCGCCAAGUAGAAAAUUUGGGUCUAUUGCUGCUUUGUUCAAACUACAAGGUAGUCAGAUUUUGUACCGUACUUCUCAGCUGGACAGACAAAAAAAAUGAGCUAAGGGCAAACAUUAUCACUAUUGUUAUACUAAUUAAAUUAAAAUACCAUC
Molecule: messenger RNA, 1189 nt
Organism: Gigantopelta aegis
Lineage: Eukaryota; Metazoa; Mollusca; Gastropoda; Neomphalida; Peltospiridae
Exons: 5
Coding region: 40-975 (311 amino acids)
Source: RefSeq, a predicted model, not a curated record